This is a messenger RNA of Arabidopsis arenosa, 2565 nucleotides long. The record is from the annotation of a GenBank genome assembly. NCBI's taxonomy places the organism in Eukaryota, Viridiplantae, Streptophyta, Magnoliopsida, Brassicales, Brassicaceae.
GGAUCUGCAAAUUCGCUGGUCGUAAGAAGGUUGGCAUGUGGCUUCUUUUCUUAAUCUCCGCCGUCGUCUUCCUUCGCGUCCUUUACGUCGGAAAAGGUGAAGAUGGUCAAGGUCCUCCGAGUCUUCAUUUCAAUGGCACUUCAGGGUUUCACCUUACCUCCCCCACCAGCUGACAGAAAAAGAACAGGACCACGCCCAUGCCCCGUAUGUUACCUUCCAGUAGAAGAAGCAGUUGCCUUGAUGCCAAAUGCCCCGUCAUUUUCCCCUGUUCUUAAGAACUUAACGUACAUAUGUGAAGAACCGUUAAACAGAGAGACAGAGUUUGGAGGGUCAGAUUUUGGUGGUUAUCCUACAUUGAAAGAUAGGAAUGAUUCUUUUGACAUUAAAGAAACAAUGAGUGUACAUUGUGGGUUUGUUAAAGGACCUCAACCUGGUCGAAAUACAGGAUUUGACAUUGAUGAGGCAGAUCUUCUUGAAAUGAAGCAGUGUCGUGGGAUAGUUGUUGCUUCAGCAGUAUUUGAUGCUUUUGAUGAUGUAAAAGCCCCACAAAAUAUCAGUAAAUAUGCGGAGGAAACAGUUUGCUUCUACAUUUUUGUUGAUGAAGAAACUGAAUCAAUUUUGAAGAGAGAACGAGGCCUUGAUGGCAACAAGAAAGUAGGGAUAUGGAGAGUUGUUGUUGUUCAUAAUCUCCCCUAUUCUGAUGGAAGGCGCAAUGGAAAGGUGCCCAAGCUUCUUGUCCAUAGGAUGUUUCCAAAUGCUCGCUAUUCUUUAUGGAUUGACGGAAAACUUGAGCUUGUCGUCGAUCCAUAUCAAAUUCUUGAAAGGUUCUUGUGGAGGAAAAAUGCUACUUUUGCAAUUUCUAGACAUUACAAACGAUUUGAUGUCUUAGUAGAAGCCGAAGCAAAUAAAGCUGCUGGUAAAUAUGAUAACGCUUCUAUCGACUUUCAAGUGGAUUUUUACAAGAAUGAAGGGUUAACCCCUUAUUCUGUCGCAAAGCUCCCAAUCACAAGCGACGUACCCGAGGGCUGUGUCAUUUUAAGAGAGCAUGUUCCCAUAAGCAACCUCUUCACUUGUCUUUGGUUCAACGAAGUUGACCGAUUCACUUCAAGAGAUCAAAUCAGUUUCUCAACCGUAAGAGAUAAGAUUGCAGCAAAAACAAACUGGACAGUAAGCAUGUUCCUUGAUUGUGAAAGACGCAAUUUUGUAGUUCAGAGAUAUCACCGAGCAGAACAAGAAAGAUUUGCAAGGCAACGAGCUCUGGUGCCUAAUUUUCCUCCUCCACCGCCUUCACCGCCUCCACCAGUUUUAAUCAGCACCGAUUUGCCUAGAAAAAUGUCAAGUGGAAGAGCGGUUAGCACAACGCCGCCUAGAAGACGUGGAAGAGACAGACGGGUCACCCUCAUCACCAACCUCACAUUCCAAUUUUACCACAGAACAUGUGGAGGUCCUUUGUUAACUCGUCUCUACUUCACCAAUGGCGGAAAACGUAUCUGGUUCAUGAGCUUCCUACAAACCGCUGGUUGUCCAAUCAUCCUCAUUCCUCUCUUGGUCUCCUUCCUCAGCCGUCGCCGCAGCAACCACAACCCUAACAACGCGGAAAACAAGGCGAAAACAAAGCUUUUCCUAAUGGAAACUCCUCUGUUCAUCGCCUCCAUCGUCAUCGGAUUGCUCACAGGACUUGACAACUACUUAUACUCUUACGGAUUAGCGUAUCUGCCAGUUUCAACUUCAUCUCUCAUAAUAGGAACUCAACUAGCUUUCAACGCUCUCUUCGCUUUCUUGUUAGUCAAGCAAAAGUUCACUCCUUUCUCCAUAAACGCCGUCGUUUUAUUGACGGUUGGUAUCGGGAUCCUUGCGUUACACAGCAAUGGAGACAAACCGGCUAACGAGAGCCAUAAACAGUAUGUGAUAGGGUUCUUGAUGACUGUGGUUGCAGCUGUUCUCUAUGCUUUUAUAUUACCGCUCGUUGAGCUAACUUACAAGAAAGCUCGACAAGAAAUCACUUUCCCACUUGUACUCGAGAUUCAGAUGGUCAUGUGCGUUGCUGCUACUUUGUUCUGUGUCGUUGGGAUGUUCAUCGUUGGAGAUUUCAAGGUGAUAGCAAAAGAAGCAAGAGAGUUCAAGAUUGGAGGAUCAGUGUUUUACUAUGCAUUGAUAGUGAUCACAGGAAUAGUAUGGCAAGGUUUCUUCUUAGGAGCCAUAGGGAUUGUGUUUUGUGCGUCAUCACUAGCUUCUGGUGUUCUCAUCAGUGUUCUGCUUCCGGUGACUGAAGUUUUGGCCGUCGUUUGUUUCCGGGAGAAGUUUCAGGCAGAGAAAGGUGUCUCUCUACUUCUAUCUCUCUGGGGCUUCGUCUCUUACUUCUACGGCGAGAUUAAAUCCGGCAAGAAAGUUCUUGAUAAACCUCAGCCGCCGGAGACAGAACUGCCUAUUCUUCCAGUUAGUGAUUCUGUUGCUUAAAAGGUCUAUAAAAGAGCAUUACUGUCAUGUUUUGUUUUUAAUAUUAUGUCUGAUUCUUGUGUGUUUUGUUAUUGUUCUUGUGCAGAUGAAUAAAUUUUAAAGAUAUUU